UCUGUGCUCAUUCUUUUUUGUUUCAGGAUGGAAUGGGCAACCUAAGGAUCACAGAAAAGGGUUUACGGCUAGAGGGCGAUUCUGAAUUUUUGAAACCUUUGUAUGCCAAAGAAAUCCGCUCUAGGCCGGGUAACUCCCUGUAUGUCCAAUCAGAUCGAAACGUGACUGUAAAUAUUCUGAAUGGAGAUAUGAAAGCCGUCACACAGCUCGUCACAGGAUCAGAGGCUAUAGAAGCCUACGGGAAACGUUUGGAAGUUAAGUCCAAUACUGGGAAACUACUGUUUUCUGCCGAUAAUGACGAAGUGGUUGUUGGCGCCGAUAGAUUGCGGGUACUAGGUGCCGAAGGCGCGGUUUUUCCUAAAUCCAUUGAAACGCCAUAUGUCAAGGCCGAACCCUUUCACCCUUUGAGACUGGAAUCUCCAACAAGGACCUUGAUUAUGGAGGCACCCAAAGGAGUAGAGAUCAAUGCUGAGGCCGGGAGCUUGGAAGCUUCUUGUAGAACAGAUUUACGCCUUGAGUCAAAAGACGGGGAGAUCCUUCUGCAAGCUCCGAAUGUUAAGCUUCCACAGCUACCACGUGGCUCCUACUCCUCCUCUGGUUCUCGUCAAAAGGUGUAUGAGCUCUGUGCGUGUCCUAACGGGAGACUGUUCCUUUCUCAAGCCGGGAGUGGAUCUACCUGCCAGAUAAACACGAGUGUGUGUCUAUAAAAGACUGGAGACCUUGCUCAGAGAGAUGCAGGAGCACCACCAUUACCUGACACAGGAAGCCUCAGAAGCUAUAUGUGCGUGUGUCAAUAUAUAUACUUAUAUAUAUCUGUAAAUCUAUUCAUCUCCUAAACAAGAGAUGUUUCAUGACCAGAAGCUCAGGGUGAACCUCAUGUGUCUUCCCACAGUCUACUGAACUGAUACAUGCUCCCACCAGUUCUUCACUCAAGUUGUCCUCAUACUCCCAACAGCAUAGCACCACCAAUGAAACCUAAAUACUGAAAAAGUUACAUACUCCUCAUGUUUUAUAUGUCUUUAAAUUCCAAAGGGUGACUUUUUCAAUCCAUUAAUUACUGUGUUUGAUACACUUUUUAUAUUACCUGCAUCAUAGAAACAAGUAAGAGAUACAGGACAACCGUUCUGUUUUUCCUGGAACUAUCCACAAUGGCUUAAGUAGAUCUAGGUGUGGUUUGGAAGGUGGACUCUAUUAGUGAUGUAUGUGUUGGCCCGAUAUCCGCGGGUCCUGUGGGUCGGUCAGGUACAGGCCGACCUCGCUCCCCCCUUUGCGGGUGGCA
This is a messenger RNA of Xenopus laevis (African clawed frog), 1279 nucleotides long. RefSeq names its product sarcoglycan delta S homeolog (gene sgcd.S). The transcript is spliced from 6 exons. The coding region runs from base 33 to 707 and encodes 224 amino acids. The record is from RefSeq and is a predicted model, not a curated record. Lineage: Eukaryota; Metazoa; Chordata; Amphibia; Anura; Pipidae.